Molecule: messenger RNA, 1986 nt
Organism: Babesia sp. Xinjiang
Lineage: Eukaryota; Apicomplexa; Aconoidasida; Piroplasmida; Babesiidae
Gene: scyl1
Product: N-terminal kinase-like protein
Exons: 8
Coding region: 1-1986 (661 amino acids)
Source: RefSeq, a predicted model, not a curated record
AUGUUGAAAUACCUGGCAGGAAAAUCACCAAUCUCCUUUACAUCCUCUGGCAUAGGAUAUACGGAGGGAGAGCCGGUAGAGAGCCCCUUUGGUCGCUUACAGAGCUAUGCGUGGUACAAUAGCACAGCUAAGGGUAAAGACACGCCAGCAUCGCUUUUCAAGUUCUCAUCAAAACAUUGCGAGCAUACAGGUAACAAAACUGAUCAGGAAUUUGCCGAGAGGCACAUGCGAUGCAUUAAACUCAUUGUCCAUCCCAACGUACUUAAGGUGUUGAAAAUUAAGCAAAGUGACACCGGGAUCACUAUCGCAACGGAGCGCUGCUACCCUCUCUCAACAUCUACCAUCUCGGCCGACCCAUCACUUGGGUUCGCACAGAUUAUUUCUGCGCUUCAUUUCCUUCACACAAAAUGCAACAAGAGCCAUUGCUUAAUUUCACCAAUCGGAGUGGUAGUCCGGGAAGAUGGCUCUUGGUGUCUAACCUCCUUUGAAUGCACUGUUGAACAUGACACAUCCAUUCACCGCGUAUUGUCGGAGCUCAAAUGGCACGCUUCGUGGAACAAUGGAUGGCGUAUACCCAUAUCUGCUACUGAGUUGAAGGAUGUCAGACAGUUGGACCAAUGGGGACUGGGUGCUUUAAUGUGCUGGGUAUACACUCUUAUUUCCGGGCAAAUGGACAUAUUUAGUCUACGAAGACAUGACUGUGAUAUACAAUCACUUAAGCGCUAUGCGCCAGCCAAUUUACGCGGGCUGAUCGACCAGCUCAUGUCCCCUGAUCACGAUAUCAACUUAGAGGAGGUUUUGAAGACACAUCCAUAUUUUUCAAAAAAUGAGGGUAUCGUGGCAAUGUCCUUUGCCAUGGAGUUUCACAUCAAGACCGAAGAGCAGAUGAAGCAGUUUUUUUCACAAUUGCCAUCAAAGCUUCCGCUGAUACCUACUGAUAUCGCGUGUAAGCAAUUGCUGCCGGAGGCACUUAAGGUGAUAUCGCUUCACAAGGCAUUAGUUCCACAAAUUUUGGUAUCGGUUGUUGCAAUAUGUAAGUCUCUUUUAAAGGACGAGUUUAAAACGAAAGUUUACCCUCACAUUUUGCGCUUAUUUCAAGAAAACGACAGGGCUAUUAGAUACAGUCUACUUAAGCUUAUGCCCGACCUUGACCCUCUUCUCGACGACAACGAGGUGUCUAACAAUUUACUGGAACCUUUGUUGGUUGGCUUGGGUGAUGCUGCAUCUCAAAUCCGUGACGAAACGGUUAAGGGGAUGGUCUACGUGAUGAAGAAAAUAAAACGACGCCAGCAAAAUAAUGCAGCGAUGUUGUUAUUCAAAUGCGUUGAGGACUGCGAACCCACUAUCAGGGUCAACACUAUUAUCUGUUUUGCUAAGAUCAUUCCCUUCAUACAUCAGGAAUUGGUUGAUAGGGUUGUCCCUCAGGUGUGGCGUAUCGGUCUUAGUGACACGUUUCUCAAGUCGAGGAUGGCUGCGCUAGAGUCGAUAUCUGCGUCUCACGACUUUUUCGGGAUAAAAGAAAAAGUUGGAAUUUUGCUCCCAUUGGCGUGCAACACACUGCUAGACACAGAGCUGCAGGUGCGUCGCCUGGGCAUGGAAACCAUCUACUCCAUUCUCGAAUCACUCAGAGGCCAGGUUCAGGGCGUUGAGCCGCAUGCAACUACAACCUCGGGACGGAGAACACGCGAGAAUGGUCAGGCAGGCAUUCAGGGUGUGGGACACGUGAAAUGUACCACCCCGACAACGCAAUCACUGAUACAGCCCAUGACUCUGGGCGCUGCUAGUGUGCCGUCGAAUGUCUACACGGCGAAUUCUGCGUUUUAUGGGACCAGCCCCCAACAGGUGUCUAGUGAGCGACUCCCAUGGGGACCGGACCAAGGACGUCAACAAUCGACUCACAUCGCAACAACUGAACACCAACAACUGUUACAAGAGAGUGUGGAGGAUUUCGAAGAUUUCUUCGACCCCUUUCCGGUAAAGAAUUAA